AAUAAUAACGUAUCAGAUCAUCGAAUGAUGGAUCUUGGGAGCAAAGACAACAUCAUUAAGGUCCCAGACGCCGAAGGCAAUACAAUAACCAUGAUUGAGCACGCUGGGUUUCAUUGGCCCCCAUUGCCCGGGUUAUCACAGCGACUGGAGGAAGACUUGGUUCGGUUCAAAGCUAGACCUGACGAUACAUGGGUUAUCACUUGGCCUAAAUCAGGGACUCACUGGUGUUGGGAGAUAUGCAGUAUGCUAGUCAGUGGUAAAGCCGAGCUGUUACAACAAUCCAAGGUUACUGCAAUGUACCCCGACUUUGUGGGAAACGCUGAAGUAGACCCCAUACCAUCACCACGAGUAUUAAACACCCACGCAGCCCCUGAUUACUUCCCAAAAGAAGCGCUGGAGAAGUCCAAGUUGAUUUUUACAGUGAGACAUCCCAAGGAUGCGGUUGUGUCUUAUUUUCACCACACGAAGGGGAUAAAACAGAACGAGUAUGAAAGAGGAACGUGGGCUGGGUUCCUGUCUGUCUUUCUUGAGAAGAAAAAUGAAUACGGAGACUGGAUAAACCAUACAGAGUCUUGGUUGUCUCUUUUGGACGGCAAAUCCAACGCUCUUAUUCUCAAAUUUGAGGACUUGAAAAAGGACUUAAGGAAAGAAGUUCAACAUAUUGCCGAGUUUCUUGAAGUAUCACGUUCGGAUGAAUUUUACGACGAUGUUACUCGUCUUUGUUCCUUUGACAGCAUGAAGGAAGGGAAAUUGUCUGGCAAAGAUAGCUUUCUAUGGAGAGCAGAGUCAUCAGGAGUAUUCAGGAAAGGCGAGAGUGAAGAUUGGAAACGUCACUUUACUGUUGCACAAAACGAAGAGUUCAACAGAUUCAUUAACGAAAGGCUUACAGACACUAUCUACGCCAAGAAAAUUGGUUACGAAUUCCUGUAAAACUGCAUUCCCGCAGAUUUAUAGAUCGAUCUAUCCCCAUGGGGAGUCUCACUAGAUUGCUGUCAGGUUAGCCGGCUUAAA
Molecule: messenger RNA, 1011 nt
Organism: Lingula anatina
Lineage: Eukaryota; Metazoa; Brachiopoda; Lingulata; Lingulida; Lingulidae
Product: sulfotransferase 1C4-like
Molecular function (GO): sulfotransferase activity
Source: RefSeq, a predicted model, not a curated record